Molecule: messenger RNA, 814 nt
Organism: Daucus carota subsp. sativus
Lineage: Eukaryota; Viridiplantae; Streptophyta; Magnoliopsida; Apiales; Apiaceae
Product: 18 kDa seed maturation protein-like
Exons: 2
Coding region: 57-680 (207 amino acids)
Biological process (GO): embryo development ending in seed dormancy
Source: RefSeq, a predicted model, not a curated record
AAUUUCAUACACUUUGAAAAAAAAAUACACAUAUAUAUAUAAAGUGGAGUAUAAAGAUGGAGGGAGGUGGAAAGGGUGCGGUGGCGUCAGUGAUGGAAGCGGCAGCAAACGUGGCGGCGUCUGCCAAAUCGGGCCUCGACAAAACGAAGGCCGUUGUUGAAGAGAAGGUAGAGAGAAUGUCAUCAAAGGAUGAAGUGGAAAAAGACAUGGCUACUCUUCGUAAGGAUGAGAAAUUGGAUUUAGCUGAGCACCGGAAACAUAAAGCAUAUGCUCAGAAUGCUGCGGCAGCUUCUGCUCCCCCUGGAGCUGUCAGUCCAAACUUCACCGAUGGUAGUGGGUUCGACACUAUUAGUUCACACACCAAGCCGGCAGCCAUACUGUCUAGUAAUGCUGAUCUUGGGGGCCCUGUCGCGGCUACUAGCCACGUUGUUGAGGGAUCGCUAAGUCCUGUCAAUCCGAACCGUAGUGAGCUGCCUGCAUCUUACCACCCCGGAUCAGUUGAUCACAUUCCAAACCAAACCGAGUUUCCUGCACAAGUGGUUCAACCCAGCCCGGCUAUAGUUUCCAAUCUCACCAAUACUGCAAUGCCUUCACAGGUUCAUCCUAUCAAUCCGACUCUGACGGAGAUGGCUCAGCCCGAAAAUAAUACCAGGCCGGGCACAUAUAUGUCUGCAGAUUAGAAAUGAUGGAAUGAAAUGCAGUACUAUUUUCACUAUUUUUAGUGUAGCCUAAUAACUUGUGUUGUGUGAACUAGUAUACAUGUUUUUCUAUGUGUGAGGUGAAUAUUUUAUGAAAUAAUAUUUGUGUAAUUGUU